Messenger RNA from Cetraspora pellucida, 510 nucleotides. NCBI's taxonomy places the organism in Eukaryota, Fungi, Glomeromycota, Glomeromycetes, Diversisporales, Gigasporaceae. The record is from the annotation of a GenBank genome assembly.
AUGCUUAAGGGUAGAUCUGAAGGUGAAAAAUUUUCUCAAUUAUAUGAGGUGUUUUUAUAUAAGAAAAAAGAUAUAACAACUAUUCAGAAAAAACUUGGUAUUAAUAAUAAUAUAAAUCAAACAGCAGUGUUGGAGAGUAAGAAAGCAAAAAAACUUGCUGAUUCAUAUGAAUUGCUGUUAGAAUUAGUGAGGGAUUUAAUACCUAUACAGAUGAAACUUGGUAUAGAUAUCAAUCCCAUUUUAGAAGCAGAACUUAGAAGGAAUAAAGCCUCUUCAGAUAAACCAAUUAGAUUAUUUAAUUUGCUUUUAUGCUUAGAAGAUAAUAUAGCGACAAUUCAGAAAGAACUUGGUAUUGUUAGUUAUACUAAUCAAGAAAUAGCAGAAGAAGCCGAUAAAAAUGUGAGAAUGUAUCUCCAAAAGUUUGAAGAAUUUCAUGGUCCUUUAGAAGAUAUUCCAAAUGUGUUAAUACAGAAAUUCAUCAAUUGUAAAGAAAUUUUGAUUUACUGGUGA